AUGCCUCGCGCAAAAACUCAACCAAAAUCCACGAAAAAAAUUCGAGGGCAAACUUGUUCUCGAAUGCAAAAACUUCGACUAAGUAACAACUUUACCGGGGAAAAGAAUGGGACAAACGAUAACAACUUGAAUGUUUACCUUAGUGACAUUAAUAAUCGCAACAAUCCAACAAAUGUUGCCACUAAUCAUAAGAACUGUGAUAAUUGUCAAGAGUCAGGAAAUUGCAUAAAGAUACUCAUGGAAAGAUUAUCCAAGAUCGAGAAUAUAGUUGAUGAACUAUCCAAAAUCACCAGGGAGUUUAAUGCCAGCUCGAUAAAUAAGAUCGUGCCCAACAAAACCCAAUCGCCUCAAUAUCAAGGAGUGAAUCUGUCUUCAUGUAAGCUUGAGGAGCUCCAGAAAUUUGUGAUCUCGGCAACGAACAAGAUGACGCCCAAUCUCAAAAGAAAAUUCGCUGAGGAAUCCGGGGAUGGUAUUGUACCCUUCUCAAAUCUAGAUUCGACGAGAAACAGUGACAAUUCAUCAUUUAUUAAUCAACACAAGAUAAUGAGUUCUGAUGUGGAUCCAAAAAAAAUUGAAUUGAGAACUCCAACAUCAACGUUGGGCAGUGAACCUGACAAGGUUAACCAAUCACAUCCCAUAAAACAGGAGAAGCAGGAUCAUUGGUGUUCUGGUGGUGAAGAACCUCCAAUUAACAAGAGAAAGAGAACUUUUGUUGAACAUUAG
This is a messenger RNA of Acaulospora morrowiae, 723 nucleotides long. Lineage: Eukaryota; Fungi; Glomeromycota; Glomeromycetes; Diversisporales; Acaulosporaceae. The record is from the annotation of a GenBank genome assembly.